Tribolium madens (black flour beetle) is the source of this 770-nucleotide messenger RNA. RefSeq lists its product as uncharacterized. The record is from RefSeq and is a predicted model, not a curated record. The transcript has 3 exons. The coding region runs from base 122 to 715 and encodes 197 amino acids. NCBI's taxonomy places the organism in Eukaryota, Metazoa, Arthropoda, Insecta, Coleoptera, Tenebrionidae.
UCAACAAUAUAAACAACACAGAAAAAACAAAAUAUUGUUUAUCUCACAAUCAGUGAAAAUUGUUGAAGGUUUUAUUUAGUUUUAUCGCUUUAUAGCUCAAUCUUCUAGUUGUACCAAAGAGAUGGACGACCAAAAAAACAACCGAAUUUUCCGAAUGCAACCAAUUUUGUGCCCUUGGAUAACUUCUCAACCUUAUCACUCAUCACUUUUGAAUAAAAAUAGAUCUUCGAACCAAACCAGUGAUCCCACCUUACCCAACCGUUUUUUAAAUAAUCCCUGGAUAAAUAAACAGAUGCCUCUAGGUAUGCCACGAUCUCAAGACAAACAAUUACCCUCAAUUCAACAAUCAUCAAGUCAAUUCUUCUAUUUUCUUCGUUUGAUGCAACUUUUCCCCGAUACACAUCCAGCCACUCUUCACACAGUUUUAGUUUUAUGCAAAAAUGAUUUCUUUUGUGCUGUUGAUAAAAUGUUGUAUGCCAAACGGUGCAAGCUUUUGUGCUACAAGAAAAAUUUGAUUCAAAAGACGCAGCAAAAUCGAAGGAGUUUUUCUAAUAUUAGGAUAAAUCAGAUUAAUAAAAGGCAAGCGACCACUGAAAAGAAAACUGAUGAAAUAACGCCAAACCCCAAUGUUCUGAAUUCGUUCGCCGAAAAAGCUGAAGAUUUGUCAACAAUAAAAAAAAAUCCAACCGAAAACGAAACGCUUGUUCAACAGUAGCUGUUUUUCUGAAAUUUUAUGAAUUGUUGUUAACAUUAUUUAUUAAAAUGUGAUA